This is a messenger RNA of Coffea eugenioides, 2913 nucleotides long. Its product is annotated as DNA topoisomerase 3-alpha. The transcript has 24 exons. NCBI's taxonomy places the organism in Eukaryota, Viridiplantae, Streptophyta, Magnoliopsida, Gentianales, Rubiaceae. Gene Ontology annotation, biological process: DNA topological change. Gene Ontology annotation, cellular component: chromosome; nucleus. Bases 1 to 2781 code for a protein of 926 amino acids. Gene Ontology annotation, molecular function: zinc ion binding; DNA binding; DNA topoisomerase type I (single strand cut, ATP-independent) activity. The record is from RefSeq and is a predicted model, not a curated record.
AUGGCCUAUGGCGGCGGCGGAGGAGGCGGUGGGGGCAGCGGAGGGCGGGCAAUAAGAGUGCUGAACGUGGCGGAGAAACCGUCAGUGGCAAAAGCAGUUUCGGGAUUCCUAUCGAAGAACCAGCAAGGAGGAUUGAGGGUAAGAGAUGGACGGUCCAGAUACAAUAGGAUAUUCGAGUUCAAUCACACCAUCAAUGGACAGCCUUGCCAUAUGUCCUUCACCUCCGUCACAGGUCAUCUCAUGGAGCUCGAUUUCGACGAUCGCUUCAGAAGAUGGCAUUCUUGUGACCCCGUCGAUCUUUACCAUGCUUCUGUUCGUAAAUUCGUCCCUGAGGACAAAUCAGAUAUAAGAAGGACGCUGGAGGAAGAAGCUAGAAAGUGCCAGUGGCUUAUCCUGUGGCUUGAUUGUGAUAGAGAAGGAGAAAAUAUUGCAUUUGAGGUGAUUGAAGUCUGUACACAAGCGAAUCGCAAUCUUAAUAUCUGGAGGGCUCGUUUCUCUGCAUUAAUUGAAAGGGAAAUUCAGAAUUCAUUGCAGAAUCUUGUCAGACCCAAUCAAUUGUUUGCUGAUGCAGUGGAUCUAAGACAAGAGAUAGACCUUCGGAUUGGUGCCUCUUUUACUCGCUUUCAGACCAUGUUUUUAAGAGAUGCAUUUAUGAUUAAUCUUGCUACAGAUGACAGGAAUCUUGUUAUAAGCUAUGGACCCUGUCAGUUUCCAACAUUGGGCUUUGUCGUGGAGCGCUACUGGGAAAAUCAGUCACAUGAGGCUGAAGAGUUCUGGACUAUUAAUUGUACGCACAACACAGAUGAAGGCACUGCUAACUUUAAGUGGAUGCGGGGACAUUUCUUUGAUUAUACAUGUGCAGCAAUAGUUUAUGAAAUGUGCAUCCAAGAACCUACUGUCACUGUCACAGAGAUCAAGGAACAAGAAAAACUUAAAUAUCCUCCUCUUCCUUUGAGUACCCUUGAGCUUGAAAAACGCGCAUCUCGUUUCUUUCACAUGAGUCCUGCACAUACCAUGAAGGUAGCAGAAGAUCUGUACCAAGCUGGAUUUAUCAGUUAUCCUCGUACUGAGACUGACCGCUUCUCAGAGAAGACUGACUUGCGAGCAAUUGUUUUUGAACAACAAGGGCAUCCGCUAUGGGGCUCAUAUGCUCAGCUUUUGUUGAACCCUGAAGCAGGGCUUUGGAGAAAUCCUAGUAGUGGCAGACGCGAUGACAAAGCCCAUCCUCCCAUUCACCCUACCAGAUUUUCACCUGGUGAAUCUGGAUGGAGUCGGGAUCACCAUAGAUUGUAUGAACUGGUUGUUCGGCAUUUUCUAGCCUGUGUUUCUCAGCCAGCGAAAGCGGCUGAAACUUCUGUUGAAAUUGACAUUGCUGGUGAAACGUUCUCUUCAUCCGGAAGGGUGAUACAUGCGAAAAAUUACUUGGAUGUAUAUACAUUUGAAUCAUGGGGUGGUUCAAUGAUCCCUACAUACACUUUGGGGCAACAGUUCAUGCCGACAACAUUGACUCUUGAUUCUGGUGUUACUAGGCCACCACCUCUUUUAAGUGAGGCAGAUCUAUUGACCUGUAUGGACAAGGCAGGCAUUGGGACAGAUGCAACGAUGCAUGAGCACAUACAGAAGUUGCUUGAUCGACAUUAUGCAAUAAAAACUCCAGAUAUUCGUUUCUCCCCAACGAAUCUAGGGGAGGCACUAGUCAUGGGGUACGAUGACAUGGGCUAUGAAUUAUGGAAACCAUACCUGCGUGCUAUGAUGGAGUCUGAUAUGAAAGCAGUUAGCAUUGGGACCAAGAGAAAAACUGAGGUUUUGGAAACUUGCUUGCAGCAGAUGAAAGCGUGCUUUAUAGAUGCCCGAGCAAACAAAGGAAAGCUCUUUGAAGCCAUGGCAAUAUUCUUUGAGAGGUCAAAUAGAUCCAAUGACAAUCAGCACAAUACAGGUGGAGAUGUUGUUCGCAAAUGCAGUAUUUGCCAUGAAUCAGAUAUGGUGCUUAAGCAAAAACCGGAUGGACAUUUCAUGGUUGGAUGCUUGGGAUUCCCACAGUGUAGGAAUGUCGUUUGGCUUCCAGGGUCAAUAUCCCAAGCAGCUGUUACCCACGAUAUUUGUGGCAUCUGCACUCCAGGACCAGUUUUCAAGAUUCAGUUCAAAUUUCGUCGGCUAGAAAUACCUCCAAAUUACAAUGUCAAUCAUUUAGGUUGCAUUGGGGGUUGUGAUGAUACUCUAAGGCAACUGGUGGAAAUUUGUGGAACUGGGGCUCGCAAUGCUUCCAGCGUAUCUGGUAGAGGACAAGGUGCUACAUCAUCUAACAGUGCUCAGCGAACUAGUUCCAGAGGGCGGAUGGCUUGUGUAUAUUGUAGGCAAACAGGACAUUCUUCAGAUUUUUGUCCUUCACAACCUUCUCGUAGUCAUACCGCUAGAAACCAGGAAACUAAUCCACCAAAUGGAGAAUCUUCAAUACAUUGUAACUCAUGUGGGGAGCCUUGUGUUCUGCGGACUGCUAAUACUGCAACUAAUCGUGGGAGGAAGUUCUUUUCUUGUCAAUCUCAGGGGUGCAACUUUUUUAUAUGGGAAGAUAGCAUGAAUGGAGCCAGUAGUGUUUCUCGUGCAAAUGCAAGAAGCUUUGCAUCAAACCCUAGCAGGAGAGGUGGCCGAGGCAGUCGAACGGGAGGGCGCGCGAGUGGUGCUGCAUUUGUGUCAGCUACAGGUGAACCAAUAUCUGGCAGGUGUUUUAACUGUGGUGAUCCAUCACAUUUUGCAAACGUCUGUCCAAAUCGUGGGAGAUGAAUUGAAAAUUAAGUCUGGAAAGACAGUUGUAGAAGGUGAAAUUUGUGAUGAGAAGAAGUACUAGUUUUUAUGUUGUAUAAUGUUGUGUUCACUUCAGGAGAUUCUUCUGCCAGCAUAACUUUGGAAAUUUGU